Messenger RNA from Suillus subalutaceus, 459 nucleotides. RefSeq lists its product as uncharacterized. The transcript has a single exon. Bases 1 to 459 code for a protein of 152 amino acids. Lineage: Eukaryota; Fungi; Basidiomycota; Agaricomycetes; Boletales; Suillaceae. The record is from RefSeq and is a predicted model, not a curated record.
AUGGUCAUCAUUGACAAGUCCGGAGUUCAUCGCCUCCGGGUUCGAUGCUGCAAUUGUCCAAAUGCCAUGAGUCCAGACCUUCAAAUGUUUCAACGUGGAUUUUUCCCCACUUCAUUUAACAAGCCAAAGACUUUAUUCACCUUCAGGGUUCUCGAUGAUUUUCUAUUGGACAACCUUGAAUGUGGGACCUCGGCGAUGAACUAUUACAGCAAGCUCCGGCGAAUGACCUUGAGGAUGUUUCCACACCUUGUACCGGUAAUGCCAUAUCUCUCUCAUCUAAAGGACAUUAUAUUGACAAGGCAUGGGGCAAGGGACCGAUACCGAGAGCUCAUGAGAGUCGCCCAACAGUGGAGGCAGUUGAAGACGAUGAAAUGGCAUGGCUUCGGCCAUUGUUCCGACAGCCCAAAUGCAGGAGAUCUCCGCAUUAUUUUGCCCGGCAUGUCCUCAGCCUGGGAUUAA